ACAUACUUCACAUACAAAAUCGCUUUAGCUUCAACUCUCUUAUUCCACAUCAAUUUAUAAAACCCAAUUUCAUCCAAAAAUCAAUUUCAGUUGUGAAAAAAGUUAAUCCAAACACUAAUUCAGAUUUUAUCAUAGUAGGCGCGAGGUUUAUAUAAAUCUUGACGGAAACAGAAAGGCUCGAGGGAGAAGAAGGUAGAGAUGUCUCGAACGCUGGUGCAACCGAUAGGUCAGAAGAGGCUAACGAACGUGGCGGUGGUGCGUCUCAAGAAGCACGGCAACCGCUUCGAAAUCGCCUGCUAUCCGAACACCGUCCUUUCUUGGCGUUCCGGCGUCGAGAAGGACAUCGAUGAAGUCUUGCAGUCUCACACCGUUUAUUCCAAUGUUUCCAAAGGAGUUCUUGCCAAGUCUAAGGAUUUGAUCGCUGCUUUUGGAACCGAUGAUCACUCCGCCAUAUGCUUAGAGAUUUUGAAGAAGGGGGAGCUUCAGGUUGCUGGCAAAGAGAGGGAGUCAUUGCUGUCGAGUCAGUUUAGGGACAUUGCCACCAUUGUCAUGCACAAGACUUACAAUCCGGAGACUCAGCGCCCUUACACCAUCAGCAUGAUUGAACGCCUUAUGAGGGAAAUCCAUUUUGCUGUUGAUCCACACAGCACUUCCAAGAAGCAGGCUUUGGAGUUGAUUCACGAGCUUCAAAAGCAUUUCCCUAUAAAAAGGUGUCCAUUAAGAAUACGAGCUGCUGCUCCGGAGGACCAAGUGUCUGCCCUUUUGGAGAAGCUGAAUGAGUGGAAGGCAACCGUUAUUUCUAAAGAAGGUUCUGCUGCUCAGUUAUCUGUUAUUUUUGAGUUGGAACCUGGUCUAUAUAAGGACUGUCAUGACUUCAUAAUGGAUAAGAUGCAUGGAAGAUUUGAAGUUCUUGCUCACUCUCUUUACGUGGAGGGGGAUACCCAAGUGGAUCAAUACAAUGAUGAUGAGGAUAUGCAUGCACCAUUGUCCAAAGAAACUAGUGAAUCUGUGCUUGAGCUGAAUGAUAAACUUGAAAAGCAAACAAUUUCAUCUACGAGUAAGCCAACAGAGGGGCAGCAAUCAAAGCAAAACAAGUGCAACACAUGUAAUGUUUCAUUUGAAGACUCUAAGCUGUACAGGGAACACCACAAGACUGAUUGGCACAAACACAAUAUGAAGCGCAAGACAAGGCAACUCCCACCACUUACCGAAGAAGAGUGCACGGCAGACAUGGAACUGGGUGACUCAAAAUCUGAUUUAAAGGAUUACUCAUUUUGAGUUGACAAUCUGUGUUAAAGAUGUUACCAGGGAGAUCACUUUAUGUCAAGUCUAUACUUGUGCAAAUUUUGUCAUGAUAGUCUGGGUUGUUGUAAAAUGUUCACAGGGAAGUCCUUAAAAUGUAAAUUACCUUGAGCAUGCUCCAUUAACAAUUACAUAGAUCAAUGCUCUUUGUUUUUCCUUUUGUCUGGCAGUGUUGUAAUUCACCGUGCAUAUGAAACUAAAGAUUGUUGUAGAUUUGCUUCAUCAUGGGCAGUGGUUAAAGAAGAAGCUGGUUGUCUCCCGAUGUA
Molecule: messenger RNA, 1568 nt
Organism: Lotus japonicus
Lineage: Eukaryota; Viridiplantae; Streptophyta; Magnoliopsida; Fabales; Fabaceae
Exons: 4
Coding region: 199-1278 (359 amino acids)
Biological process (GO): ribosome biogenesis; cytosolic ribosome assembly
Source: RefSeq, a predicted model, not a curated record